AUGAAGAAAGCAACACAUACAGAAUUUGAACGAUUUGACGACCAAGGCAAAUUAUCAUCAGACAAGAAAAUGGCUCCCCCAAAGCGCAAAGCGUUCAUCAAUGUUGACCUAGGAGAAGGAUACGGCAACUUCAAAUGCGGCCCAGAUGAGGAGCUUAUACCGAUGAUUGACCAUGCCAACAUCGCAUGUGGUUUUCAUGCCGGUGAUCCUCUACACAUGCUCGAGUCUGUACGUCUGUGCAAACAUCACGGAGUCAAGGUAGGCGCUCAUCCGGGCCUCCCGGAUGUCCAAGGGUUCGGUCGCCGGGAGAUGAAGCUCACCCCGGAAGAGCACACGGCCAAUAUCAUCUACCAAGUCGGAGCGCUCAAGGCCUUCCUCGACGCCGAGGGCAUGGAGCUGAACCAUGUCAAGCCCCAUGGCAUUCUCUAUGGCAUGAUGUGCCGCGAUCCAGAGGUCUGCCGCGCCGUCUGGGCUGGCGUGCCCCCGGGUAUCAAAGUGUUUGGUCUGGCUGGGACGCAUAUGGAAAAGGUUGCCAACGAGAUGGGCAUAGAAUUCGUAGCCGAGUUCUACGGGGACGUCAAGUACACUGCCGAGGGGUCACUGGUGAUCGACCGGAAGAAGAAGCCAUGGAACGUUGAGGAUGUGAAGAAGCACGUACGGCAGCAGGUUGAAGAGUCGGCGGUAACGGCUGUGACCGGUGAGGUGGUUCAGUUGCCAACGAAAGACUACCCCGUGUCCUUGUGUUGCCAUUCGGAUUCGCCGGGUUGCGUGGAGAUUGUCCAGGCCGCUCGUCAGGUGGUAGAUGAGUACAAUAAGGCCAACGAUUUCGCGUAG
Diaporthe amygdali is the source of this 834-nucleotide messenger RNA. Its product is annotated as lactam utilization protein. The transcript is spliced from 3 exons. The record is from RefSeq and is a predicted model, not a curated record. Bases 1 to 834 code for a protein of 277 amino acids. Gene Ontology annotation, biological process: carbohydrate metabolic process. NCBI's taxonomy places the organism in Eukaryota, Fungi, Ascomycota, Sordariomycetes, Diaporthales, Diaporthaceae.